AUGGAUGUAACAAUCUUUACAUCUGAAGGCAAGAACAUAGAAAAUAUAAGGUCAACCAUCUGCAAUCAAGUCAAAAAAGGACCGACUAACUCAGGAAUGGAAAAGGAGGAGAAUGUUCGAAGAACAUGGAGUUGUGAAUGGGCUUUUACAGUUAAAAUACCUAAAGUGCCGAUUAACUGUGUCAUUGUCACUGUUUUCCUCUCUACCCCUCAGGGAGCCUUGAAUGUGUCAGGAGCAAACACAGUGACUGAGUUCAUCCUCCUGAGUUUUCCCUGCUCCAGAGAGGUCCAGCUUCUCCUCUUUGUGCUCUUCUCUGUGUCCUACAUGCUGACACUGAUGGGGAACGGGGCCAUCGUUGUGGCAGUGAGGCUGGAUCACAGGCUCCACACCCCCAUGUACAUCCUGCUGGCCAACUUCUCAUUCCUAGAGAUCUGUUACAUCAACACCACUGUCCCCAACAUGCUACAUAACUUCCUGUCUGAGACCAAAACCAUCUCUUUCACUGCCUGCUUCCUCCAAUUCUACUUCUUCUUCUCAAUGGGCAUCACUGAGACUUUCUUACUGCCCCUCAUGGCAUUUGAUCGGUACUUGGCUAUCUGCCACCCUCUCCACUAUCCUACCAUCAUGAGCAGUCGUCUCUGCAUGAACUUGGUGGCCCUCUGCUGGGUGGCUGCCUUCCUCUGCUAUCCUGUCCCUAUAUACUUUAUCACACAACUCCCCUUUUGUGGCCCCAAUACCAUUGACCACUUUGUCUGUGACCCUGGUCCUAUUCUGGCCCUGUCCUGCAUCCCUGCCCCUGGAAUUGAGCUUUCCUGUUCUAUUCUGAACUCCCUCAUUAUCUUCAUUGCCUUCUUCUUCAUUCUUGCUUCCUACACCCUGGUUCUCAGAGCAGUGUUGCGUGUGCCUUCAGCAGCUGGCAGACGGAAGGCCUUCUCCACCUGUGGCUCCCACCUAGCGGUGGUGUCUCUGUUCUAUGGAACUGUCAUGCUGAUGUACAUCAGCCCUACCUCUGGAAAUGCAGCUGGGAUACAGAAGAUUGUAACCUUGUUCUACUCCUCAGUCACCCCCCUUGUAAACCCAUUGAUCUACAGUCUCCGGAACAAGGACAUGAAGGCUGCCCUGAGAAAAUUUCAGAUGUGCACAAAAGUUAAUCAAAGUGAAUGA
This is a messenger RNA of Tupaia belangeri chinensis (Chinese tree shrew), 1164 nucleotides long. Its product is annotated as olfactory receptor 11H6. The transcript has 2 exons. The record is from RefSeq and is a predicted model, not a curated record. The coding region runs from base 1 to 1164 and encodes 387 amino acids. Gene Ontology annotation, cellular component: membrane. Gene Ontology annotation, biological process: G protein-coupled receptor signaling pathway. Lineage: Eukaryota; Metazoa; Chordata; Mammalia; Scandentia; Tupaiidae. Gene Ontology annotation, molecular function: G protein-coupled receptor activity; olfactory receptor activity.